Molecule: messenger RNA, 642 nt
Organism: Paramecium sonneborni
Lineage: Eukaryota; Ciliophora; Oligohymenophorea; Peniculida; Parameciidae
Source: the annotation of a GenBank genome assembly
AUGAAAACUCGAAGUGCUUAAAAGAAAAAAUAAAAGAAGUAUACCAUAUUAACAGAAGAUGAUAAAUAAGAGAUUAUAUAAUAGUAUUAUAAACAUCCUUCCCAAACAUCGCUUAUGCAUUUGAAAGAUAAAUACAAAACUUCAAUAAAAAAUAUAAGAAGAUGGAUUAGAUUAGGUUUUAAAAGAAAGAAAGGAUGUGGAAGAAAGAAACUUAAUGAAAAAGCAGAAGAAUUAUUAGAAGUUUGGGUUAAAAAACAAUGUGUCAAACAAAAGAAAAGAGUCUCUAGAUAGUAAAUAAAAGCAUAAGCUAUCAAAUUCUUUAAAGAUUCUAAUUUUAAAGCCUCCAAAGCUUGGUAAGAUGAAUUUGUUAAAAGUAAGAACAUCAAAAUUAAAUAAUUAUUUCUUUUACAUGAUAGAGGGUGCUUAAAUUAUUCUUAAAUCAGAACAUUUUAACAUCUGUUGAUCAAGAGUGGAAAAGAUAUUCAAUCAUACAGAAAUUAGAUUCUCUAAAAUUUUGAAAUCUAAAGCUAACUUUCAUUUGAAGAUAGUCAAUAAUGUACUAAUUCAAUCAAUAAGCAAUAUUGGAAUUACGAAAUCUUUCAAUAAGAUUCAUUGAUGCAUUUUUAAGAAUUGUUUCUCUGA